CCUGUCCUGAAUGAACUGGGUGAUCAUUCACUAGUGGAGGAAAUACAACAGUAUCUGAAAUCUGGAACAAUAAAGGGAGUCAAACUAUCUUCAUCUCAGUGGUCAGCUGUAGUUUUUGUGUUGUUGACAUCAGAGAGACAGGAUGUGUUUAAUAUUAAGGAAUUUGUUGGAGGAAACAAUAAAGCUGAAAAUCUGAAGGUUCUCCAGAAGCUGCUGCCUGUGAUUAAAGAAUCCAGAUCAGUUCAGAUGUGUGGUUGUCCUUUUACAGAUGAAGGUUUUGCUGCUCUGGCUUCAGCUCUGAAAUCAAACGUUUCAUACCUGAGAGAACUGAAUUUGUCUGAGAAUAAACUAGGAAAAUCAGUGGAUCAGCUCUCUGCUGUACUGGAGGAUCUUCACUGUCAGCUAGAAAAAUUGUGGUUUAGGGACAGUGGUCUCACAGAUGAAGAUUGUGCUUCACUGACUUCAGCUCUGAGAUCAAACCCCUCACACUUGAGACAACUGGAUCUGUCUGGGAACAAACUAGGAUAUUCAGUGAAGCUGCUUUCUGCUGUACUGAAGGAUCCUCGCUCUAACCUGGAGAAACUGUGGUAAGAUUAUAUAUGACACAAUGUAUAGUAUAUGUAAAGUGCAAAACAAAUCACAAUUUUGAAAACAAAAAUAACAAAUCCAAAAACAAAACAACAAAUUAUAAGCACAAUGCCAAAUCUAAAAACAAAACAUAACCCACCUGAAAAGCUAGACAUAUUUGACGAAAGGAACACCACUGAUUUUACAAGAAGCCUGUCAAUCAAGAUGUACAGAAAGUAAUAAACUGUGACCAAAUUCAUUUCAUGUACAUGGUGAACUUGUGUGACAUUGAUAAUUAUCAGAAAUGUUUCUUGAGCGGCAAAUCAGCAUAUUAGAAUGAUUUUUGAAGGAUCAUGUGACACUGAAGACUGGAGUAGAGACCUGCACUCCCACGGGAGUACCACGGGACCCAACACAAUAGGGUGCGGCACGGGACAACUCUUGAUGGGCGAGUGCGGGCGGGUAAAGACUCGUGUGUGGGGGAUGCGGGAGAAUAAAAUGAUUCCGGGACUUCCGCAAAAUAGAAAUGAUCUAAACAUAAUUUGUCUAAAACUUAUAAAUGUUAUUUUAUCUGUUGCACAAAAGCAAAAAGAACAACUAAUAUUAACAUUAAAAUAAUUGACAUGUGCAAGCUAGCUAGGCAUAGUUUCUAUUUAUGACAUGUUUUUAGAGUUGCACAAUGUAGCCAAUCACAGACUCAGCUGUUGAUUUCUGGAACGCAAUGGCCAAUCAGAGGUGAUUAAGUCACAGUCUACUCACUGCAGUGCUGAAGUUGCGUGCUCAUGAAUCCUCUCAUUUAAACACACGAAGUGUAGACAUUGUGAAAGAUUCAUUGUGCAUAUAUUUAUUGUUAUAACAGAGCUUUAUGAGAUCACAAUUAACUGAACUUUUACUGAUAAUAAAGUGCUGCU
Molecule: messenger RNA, 1478 nt
Organism: Cyprinus carpio (common carp)
Lineage: Eukaryota; Metazoa; Chordata; Actinopteri; Cypriniformes; Cyprinidae
Product: NACHT, LRR and PYD domains-containing protein 3-like
Exons: 3
Coding region: 247-591 (114 amino acids)
Molecular function (GO): protein binding
Source: RefSeq, a predicted model, not a curated record